AUGCAGUCCUUCGCGACUCGGUUGCUCGCCCCGGACCGCGCCGGCAGCAACGGGUGGUUCUUUCUGGAUAACCAAAUGCGAGAAAAGGUAGUGACGAACCGCAUCUCCCCGUCCUCCCGCUACCACAACCGCCCCGGGGUAGAGUCGUACAAGCCCCUCGACAACGUGUUCCCGCAAUGCCUCAAGGGCUUCAAGUGGGAUAUGGGGAAGCUCGUGGCGAAGCUCAAGGUCAAGCUGCGAGAGCAAGCCAAGGGCAUCGCAGGGUAUCAGUUUCUUGCGGCGUGUAAGCUCUUCCGCAGCGAGGUGUCGUCGAACCGCAAGGGGGACCGAAUCUCGGCGGAGGACUUCCGCGGGGUGGUGGAGUACAAGUUCGGGAUGAAGCUGGACCAUGACGAGGUGUUGUCGCUCUUUCACUACCUCGUGCCUGGAACAGGGGACAGCAUCGACAUCUCCUCCAUGGUUCGUGUGCUCGAGCCAGACGACUACACCGACUCCUGGUUCAACACGAGGGAGAGUACGGAUAUGUUCGGCUUUACCAAGCCCGGGCCAGAAAAGGUGGUUCUCCAAGCAAAGAAAAUGAACGUGGGGGGGUCGUGGAACCUCAAGCUGAUCGAGGGUAAGAUUAGAGAGAAGAUCUACGAGAGGGUUGGCGGCACGAGUCUUUUCGAGGUUCAGGCCGCGUAUACUCUGUUUCAGGACGGGCGCAACACCGGUCUGACCAAGAAGGGUUUUCAGGCGCAGAUGCACGACAAGUUCGCAGUCGUCCUAAGCAGUAAGGAUGUCGACGACGUGUUCCGGAAGUACGACCCCAAGGGAACGGGCAAGUUAGACGUGCACAGCUUCGUGGUGAGGCUCAUCAGCCCUACCGCGGAGCCCGAGCCGUGGUUCGGCAACAAGGAUACCUACGAGUUCCACGUCCUCAACCGUGCUCCUAUGAAGAAGGACCCUAUGAAGGCGGAGAGUUGGCAAAGGACGAAGUGGACGUUCCGACAAUUCGAGACCACGCUGAGAGACAAGCUCUUGGCGAAGAGUAACCAGGACGGGGGGAGGUUCGCUUUCAAGUCCGCCGUGAAUCUGUUGCGAUCGGCUAACCCGGACCAUCUGGACUCGUCCUACAUGGACAGAGAAGCCUUUAAGUUCGUCAUCUUUCGAAGGUUCGACAUCGUGAUGGACGAUCACCUGCUAGAUGAGAUCUUCGCACGGUUCGACCCAGAGCGAACCGGCAAGAUGGCCGUCCACCGACUGGUCCAAUACCUGCUGCCGUCGAAGGACGACUGCUCGCACCACCUCGUGCCCAAGACGGACGAGCAGGGGCAGGCCACAAAGACCCUCCUCGGCAAGGUCUUCGGGAUGACGGGAAAGCGAAGGGAAAUGAUUAGCCUGAACGGGUCGGGAGUGGACGAUCCGCAGGGCGAAUCGUUGCUGGAGAGGAUGGCCGCAGGCGACAGGGGUGACGGAGAGAAAAUCAAGGCCGAGCUGGCGCGAAAAGCCAAGGCGGCCGCAGUCGCGGCUACCGCUAGAGAGAUGGCCGCCGUCGAGGCCGCCCGCAGCGGCGGUCCGGCAGUCACGCCCGCGGCCCUUGCGGCGGCCGCCGCGAGGCGGCGCGAUAACUCCCCGCUAGUGUUCAACGGUGACCUUGUACCUACUCCCGGUGCAACUGGGACGGCGGCGCAGCAUGCAGCAGCCGCUCGACCGGAAACGUCCUCUACGAAUAGCGGCGGAAGUAGUGAAGGCGCUGGGGUCGGCGGCGGCGGCGGCGGCGGCGGGGUGGGGCGGGGAGGAUCACGGCAGAGUUCCACCGGCGAAUUUUCUCUUCGCGAAAGAGAAAAACACUUGGACGCGCGCGAGGCCGCCCUCCGAAGACGGGAGGACGCAAUAAUGGCCGCUGACAAGAGUGACCAGGUUUCGCCGGCAAGCGUUACAACUACCAACCGCGCGGUAGACUCGGGAGCAGCAAAUGGCGGGAGGGCAGCAGCGAGGCCGCGGCCACCGAGUCGAGAGAGAGAACGACCGGCAUCGGCGACGGCUCUGCGGCGGUACAUGGGUAAUCGCCGGCAGCAGCAGCAGCAGCACCGACGUAGCUCGAGUAGCAGGCCGGCUUCUGCGGCUGGCAGGGAGAGAGGCACCAUGAGCGGCCACAAUAAUGAUUGUCGACCUACUAACGCAAACCGUAGUCGGGGAGCGCCGGGAGCAAGUCCACGACAGAGGGAGGAGGCCGACUCGAUAGCAAGGUGCCGGGCCUUAGACGCGGCCCGGCGUAAAGCGGCGGCGACGGUGGCGGCAGGCCGGCAGCGGAGUACGCCCGGGGACAGGCAACACCGACCGGAAGAUGGAGUUAAUCGAGCGGCGCAAGCGGUCCCCCCUCGCCACCCAGGGACGGCCAAUGACGCUGACAAGCGUCCUGUCUCUGCCUCGUUGCCCUCGAGGGAGGGUGUUCGGCAAGCAGGGGAAACCGGCACAAGCACCGGUCGGGGCGAUGGCAACCUUACCACGGGUGGCCCUCGAGCGGAAGCUAGUGGCAAGGCGACCGGGACAGAAGCGGCCGGCGGGGCCGAAAGAAUCCCCGCUCGCCCUCAGUCAGCUGCGUCCGCGCGCCGGAAAGCGGACUCGCGGCCUCCUAGCGGCGCUAGGCCUCAAUCGGCAUCUUCUUCGCGGAGCGCGGGAGGGGGAGCCCGCAGACCGCGACAAGAGCGGUGGGGCGGUGAGGGGGGAGGUGAAAUCAGGUCGAAGCAGAUUGAGCCAAAGUCACAGGGCAGUGGUCGAAGAGAGGAAUAUUUCGACCGGGGGGUGCCGAAGCAUGAACCGUCGCCCCGUCCAGCCUCCGCUAGCCUUGCCGAAGGCGACCGGGGGGUGAGGUACCGAACGAGACUGGACAGCGUCUACGCCUUGCAGAUGAGAGCAAUGCAGCGCCUUCAGAAGAGACGCGCCCAGAGCGCACACAAGCGGUCCCCGGAGCGCCCGGCUUCGGGAGGUUGUGAGGGCAUCUCCACGGGACAAUUCAAGUCGCGAUACUCGGGCCUGGACCGCUUCGUGCUUGCGCGUACUGGGGAGGGGGCGCGUGACGGCGGGGCGGCCGCCCAAGUUGGGGCCAGUCGAUUCGGCGAUGGCGUGCCUUUCUACGGCUGA
Messenger RNA from Ectocarpus siliculosus, 3126 nucleotides. NCBI's taxonomy places the organism in Eukaryota, Phaeophyceae, Ectocarpales, Ectocarpaceae. The record is from the annotation of a GenBank genome assembly.